This is a messenger RNA of Nematostella vectensis (starlet sea anemone), 2878 nucleotides long. RefSeq lists its product as uncharacterized. The record is from RefSeq and is a predicted model, not a curated record. The coding region runs from base 1910 to 2695 and encodes 261 amino acids. Lineage: Eukaryota; Metazoa; Cnidaria; Anthozoa; Actiniaria; Edwardsiidae. The transcript has 3 exons.
GACUGAUGCCUGAGUAUCUUCAUCUUGUUGUGUUUAUUUUGAAUUUAUGAAUUUUUUGGGUUGUGGGUACUUCCCAAAGCCGGUACAGGCCGGUUCAGGGGUCAAUGUGUUAAAUAUGAUUGGAUUUAUCGUAACUUAGCUCUCAAACUCAGCUUUAAUAAUAAGAGGGGCACCAGCUCCUUGUUAUGUAACUGUGAAUUGUGUAUAUCAAAGUUUUCAUUAUUACCUAUAAGGCCAUGACUGUACAUUCCUGUUUUGGACUGAUGACGGCUGAGCUUCCUGAUGACGUCCUAAUAGAACGCUCACUUAAAAAAGAAGAAGUUGUUCAAAGGGUGAAAGAUAUCCAAUGUCUAAUAUGGGACGAGAUGUCCAUGACAAGUUAACGAAUUUUCGAGAUAGUGGAACGUCUAGUGCGAACAGUGUGUGGAUCGACGAAGCCAUUUGGUGAAAAACAAGUAAUUUUGGCGGGCGAUUUCUGUCAGCUCCCACCUGUAAAAAACCGUUUCGAUGAGUCACCCCAAUGGUUGUUUCAUAGUCCCACUUACAAAUCUGCAUUUCCACAUAUCAUCGGACUGAAUGUUCACAUGCGUCAAAGUAUUGAUAGAGAGCAUGGUAUAGAGCAAAGUUCAAUUGAUUUUGUGUUAUCAUAUUAGAAUAGCGAUGUAUAAGGAUUAUACAAAUUAUAAUAUUAUUCUUAAAAGGUUUGAUCAAGCUUCUAGAUGAGUUGAGGCUUGGUGUGUGCUCCGAGGAGUCCAGGUCUUAUAUAAAAGCUAACUUAUUACGGUCUUUGGAAGGGACUAUACCAGAGCCUACCUACCUCUAUUUCAAGAAGGACGCCGUGGAGCUUCAUAACUUUGAGAGGUGUUUAUGCUUCGGUAUCCAUCAAAUAGCGUCACACGCUCACUUCGAUUCUAAUGUGGUCACUUUUGUGUCUAUUUGUUCGUAAAUGCAUUUAAAAGGUGGGCCUCGAAAAUUAAAAAUAAUACAUGUCUUAACCAUCGCCUUUUGGUCUGUUUAGAUUAACUCAACUUCCAGGCAGGCUGCACAAAUUUAGGUGAGGCGCAGUUGUGAUGUUGAAUUGCGGAAUUUUGAUCUAAAUUUUCUCAGCCCUUUACCAAAGGAUUUAAGGGAGCUUAGCAUGGAAUGCGCUGAAUACCAAGAUUCGUUUGAGUGCUGUAGAGUGCCCCAGACGAAUGAACAGGACAAUGGCAAUAUUAAAAGUCCACCAGUUCCCGUUCCUGGAGACGACGAAGUGACAAACGAUGAAUUAAUGCGAGUUGCCGCGUCCUUUUUCGAGUGGUGACGAGUUUGAUUCCAUGGAAAUUGCUUACGCCAUUCUCCCAGAAAAGCAGAAUGCGCUGCCUAAUUGACCAGCUGAAUUUGAGACAGAAUUGUUCAUGCAACAAUUUUUAGAGGAAGAGAGGGGACGAAAUUUCGUCCAACAGUCAAACUCUGUUAUUACGUCUUGGUUAACAAAGUCAGAUCAGCUACGAUAUUUGAAAAAAAAAAGUGGGUAAUGAUAACAACAACGUUAAAAUCGUCCAGAAAGAGUUUACCUUGAUGUUUGGUCAAGUAUUGACAUUGAUAAAUAGUCCUGAGUUCUUAACACACCUGAAAGCUCUCUGUGGCGUGAUCGUUGAGCUAACGGAAGCACAGCGGAGUGUGGGGUCUAGGGUAGUUAUUGCGCUUUUCCAAACAUUUGUUUCAAACAUGGCAGAGAAAACACACCAAGCUAGAGUCGCCGAAGUGUGUGAACCUAGCAUAGACGUCGCCAAUAUGUCAGCAGAAGGGAGAGCAAAGGUUCGGUACGUCGGGGGCUGGGCUGUGCAGGCCGCGAGAAAGAGAUGUGUACAGAAAGUUCAAGCUGGCCUCAACUCAACAAAUGUAGACGUUCGGCAAACUGUUAAAAAUGACCACAAGAAAAAAAUCUCUCCUUGAAAACUACGCUCACGCCUCGUUUGAUGAACUUCAAGAGAAAUCUGCCUAUCCGGAGACAUUAACAAUUACGGAAUUCAGACAAUAUAGGAAUAGAGGGCUGAGUCAUAUUUCAGAUGCUACAUACUUGUUUUUUCUAGAUCUAGAGCAAGAAAGAGUUCAACUUCUGAAUAUCAAACAGUUACACGACAAAGGAGAGCGGUUGGUUAAAGAGUGCAUUGAUGAACUCCUUAGUAACACUGAUCUUAGACGAAAAUGGUACAGCCUAUUUCCGUUGCAAUCAGAUGACAAGAUAUUGGGAGAGCUUUAUACCGAUGUCAUCACGAGAUAUGCAAAGAUGGGUGCAGGACAGUUUUUGAGAGAUUAUAGGCUGGCAAUGAAAAUUGCAAAGACAAAUGCACACAGGGUGGAGAUUAAGAAAAGAAAAAAGCGCAAGGAGUGCCUGGAGAAGAAGGUCCCCAUGGCCGAAAUGGAGAAAGAUAGCGGACACAAGAGGAAAUCCCACGCGCGUCUAGUUGUGUUGGCAGGUGAUGGCACGGAUUUGGAGGUUUUCUGCCCUGUGUAUUUAAAAAUAGAACUAACGCGUCUCUGUAAGGCAUACGAAAUCCCUACAACGCCUAAGACAACCAAGAAGCAAAUGUCCGAAGCUUUGGUACAAAAAAUUCCGUCCUUAUCGGCUAUGCCAUCGCCUUCUUUGUUAAAUAAUUACAUAGUUCAAACCGCGAAUGAAGGACUAAAUUUGACUAUUAGAAGAGUUUAAAGUCUGACUGAGUUUUGCAUUUGACAAAUAAGACGAAACCGACAACUGUAUCAAACUUUAUUUUCCCCUAGCUGAUAGGCAUUCAUGAUAUUUAUGAUAUUUAUACAUGAUAUUUAUGACCCAAGUUGUAGAAAUGUAAAUACGUGUAAAUGAUAUGAAAAAUAAAUUCAAGUCAUAACCGUU